CUGAGGAACUCCAAGGCUCACAUGACCCAAGGGGAGGGCUUCUGGAACAGUCCCCGGAGAAACUGUAUCAUCCUCACUAAUGAUCCACUUCCGCCCCAGAGAAUAAAGGCUCAGUGACCCUUGCCAGCCCGGCCUUGUAACUCACCUGCCCCUUGGAGCGCCCAGCUGACUGGCUUGUGCCUCCACCAGGAUGGACACAAGGACAGUGCUACUCGUCCUGCAAGCCUUGCUGGUGCUCCCCCUGGCUGAUGGCACUGCUCCCACCCUGCGUUUUGUGGCUGUGGGUGACUGGGGAGGGGUCCCCAAUGCCCCAUUUUACACAGCCCGGGAAACAGCCAAUGCCAAGGAGAUUGCCAGGACUGCGAAGAUCCUAGGCACAGACUUCAUCCUGUCACUGGGAGACAAUUUUUACUUUACUGGCGUGCAGGAUGCCAACGACAAGAGAUUCCAGGAGACCUUCGAGGAUGUGUUCUCUGCCCCCUCCCUCCGCAACGUGCCCUGGUAUGUGCUGGCUGGCAACCAUGACCAUCUGGGCAACCUUUCAGCACAAAUCGCCUACUCCAAGAUCUCCAAGCGCUGGAAUUUCCCCAGCCCUUACUUCCGCCUGCACUUCAAGAUCCCACGGUCCAAUGUGACUGUGGCCAUCUUCAUGCUGGAUACAGUGACAUUGUGUGGCAACUCGGAUGACUUCCUCAGCCAGCAGCCACAGAGGCCCCGUGACCCAAAUUUGGCCCGUACACAGCUGUCCUGGCUCAAGAAACAGCUGGCAGUGGCCAAAGAGGACUACUUGCUGGUGGCUGGCCACUACCCAGUGUGGUCCAUUGCUGAGCAUGGGCCCACCCACUGUCUGGUCCGUCAACUGCAGCCACUACUGACCACAUACAAGGUCACUGCCUACCUGAGUGGCCAUGACCACAACCUGCAGUACCUUGAGGAUGAGAAUGGCAUCGGCUACAUACUGAGUGGGGCUGGGAACUUCAUGGACCCCUCGAAGAGGCACUUUCGCAAGGUUCCCAGCGGCUACCUGCGCUUCCACUAUGGGGUUGAGAACUCACUGGGUGGCUUCGCCUACAUAGAGAUCAGUCCCAAAGAGAUGAGCAUCACUUACAUCGAGGCCUCGGGCAAAUCCCUCUUCAAGACCAAACUGCCAAGGCGUGCCAGGCCUGAGCGUUUGUGAGGGGCUUGAGGCCGAGGGCCUUCCCUGCCAGUGGGGUGGUGGGCCCCACUGGGAUCCCCGCCCCUUGCCAGGACUUCUCAGGGGCCUGUGGUCCUGUUGAGUGGGAAGGAGAGCCACACAUGCAUUUGAACCUGACAUCUUCUGUCACUGCCAAAUAUUCAAUAAAAGAAUAGAUGCGCCCUGG
Molecule: messenger RNA, 1361 nt
Organism: Miniopterus natalensis
Lineage: Eukaryota; Metazoa; Chordata; Mammalia; Chiroptera; Miniopteridae
Gene: ACP5
Product: acid phosphatase 5, tartrate resistant
Biological process (GO): bone resorption
Molecular function (GO): acid phosphatase activity
Source: RefSeq, a predicted model, not a curated record